Messenger RNA from Podarcis muralis (Common wall lizard), 9267 nucleotides. The record is from RefSeq and is a predicted model, not a curated record. NCBI's taxonomy places the organism in Eukaryota, Metazoa, Chordata, Lepidosauria, Squamata, Lacertidae.
UUUCUCCUUCUCCUUUCUGUUUUGGCGGGCGGGCGGGCGGGAGUCUCCCUGCCAUGACUGCGCCGAGGGAGCCUGAGCGAACAUGAGCCGCCGCGGCGAGGGCGAAUUCCUGAACUGCCGCCUUUCUCCCCCCGCCGCGACCAUGAGGAGGCUGGCGCUGCUCGCGUUGCCUCUCUUGCUGUGCCUGGGCGAGGUAGCAGUUGCUGCUGAAUGUGUUAAUGAAUGUGGAUCUGUAAAUGUAACCGUAUCAGAAACAGAAAUACAUAUCCAGCCACCUGACAACCAUAUAAUAAGUAAUGUAACGCUUGCAAAUGGAACACGUGCUGGAGUUCAACUAUCGAAUACGACGGUAUCUGGACUUCAACCUGGCACGCAGUACGAAGUGACUUUUAAGAUUUCUGCCGAAAAACCAUGCUGCAAAAUCAUUACAACAAAACCCAGCCCAGUUUUUGACAUCAGCUUUGAAAACCGCAGUAAUUCAACAGUAACUUUAAAGUGGAGCAAUCGCGACCCAAAUGCAUCUAACUACACUUAUCGGAUACUAAUAGAAGGAACUGGUCCUCCCAGGAAAGAAACUUCUAACACCACCAAUGCAGUAAUUAGGGGCCUGGAACCUGGAACAUUGUAUACAUUCACGAUAUUCCCACAAGUUGAUAAUGGUGCAGUUGAAGGAGAACCAAAUCAUACAACUGUUUAUACCAGGCCCAAUCCAGUUUUUGGCAUCCAGGUUGAAAACCUCAGUGACACAGAAGUAACUUUAAAGUGGAACAACCCAAAUGAUUCCAACUACACUUAUAGGAUACUAAUAGAAGGAACUGAUCCUCCCAGGAAUAAAUCUUAUAACACCAACAGUGCAGUGAUUGGGGGCCUGGAACCUGGAACAUUGUAUACAUUCAGAAUAUACUCACAAGUCGAUAAUGGUGCAGUUGAAGGAGAACCAGAUACUACAACUGUUUAUACAAAACCCAGCCCAGUUUUUGAUAUCAGUCUUGAAAACCGCAGUAGUUCAACAAUAACUUUGAAGUGGAACAAUAGCGAUCCAAAUGCAUCUAACUAUACUUAUCGGAUACUAAUAGAAGGAACUGAUGCUCCCAGGAAUGAAACUUCUAACACCACCAAUGCAGAAAUUGGGGACUUGAAACCUGGAACAUUGUACACAUUCACAAUAUUCCCACAAGUCAAUAAUGGUGCAGUUGAAGGAGAACCAAAUGCUACAAGUGUUUAUACAAAGCCCAACCCAGUUUUUGAUAUCAGUCUUGGAAACCGCAGUAGUUCAACAAUAACUUUGAAGUGGAAAAAUAGCGACCCAAAUGCUUCCAACUACACUUAUCGGAUACUAAUAGAAGGAACUGAUCCUCCCAGGAAUAAAAUUUCCGACACCACCAGUGCAGAAAUUGGGGACUUGGAACCUGGAACAUUGUACACAUUCACAAUAUUUCCACAAGUCGAUAAUGGUGCAGUUGAAGGAGAACCAAAUGCUACAAGUGUUUAUACAAAACCCAGCCCGGUUUUUGAUAUCAGUCUUGAAAACCGCAGCAAUUCAACAGUAACUUUGAAGUGGAACAAUAGCGAUCCAAAUGCAUCUAACUACACUUAUCGGAUACUAAUAGAAGGAACUGAUCCUCCCAGGAAUGAAACUUCUGACACCAACAGUGCACAAAUUAGGGACUUGGAACCUGGAACAUUGUAUACAUUCACAAUAUUCCCUCGAGUUGAUAUUGGUACAAUUGAAGGAGAACCAAAUGCUACAAGUGUUUAUACCAAGCCCAGUCCUGUCUCUGGCUUAGAUGUUGUUGAUAUUGACACAAUGAAUGUAACCUUAAGAUGGGAAGACAACGAUGCUGCUUCUUCAGGGUACACUUACAUAGUAUUGUAUCAACAAAACCAAGUGGAAAUGAAUGUGACAUCACGAUACAAGAACGUUACCAUUCUAGGACUUUUACCAGGCACCCUCUAUCGCUUUAGUGUAUUUCCACAAGCAGCAGACAACCUCACCAAAGGGGACCCACAAACCACACACAGGUACACAGCUCCUAACUCAGUCACCAGCAUCAGAGUUACAGAUGUCAGUAUAACAACGGUCAACUUAACAUGGGAAAAUCUUGAUGCAGCUUCUUCAGAGUACACCUACAGGAUACAGAUUGGUGGUGAAGCCACUGAGGACAAGAUAUUCCCAACUACGAGUGCUGAAAUUUCAGAGCUAACUCCUGGGACCAAUUAUACAUUCAGCAUUUAUUCAGUAGCAGGGUAUAAUCAAACUGAAGGGAGACCAGGCAGCAUAAAUAACUGUACAGAUGCUGCAAGAGUGGAGGUGUUGAACUGCAUGCAAGUCGCCAAGCAGCCAAAAUUGAUUCUAAACUGGUCUAAUCCAAAGGGGAGGUUUGCUGACUUUGGAGUUGACGUCUUAAAUAGUACUUGGGGCAGUAAAAAUAUAUUGGAAAACCAUACCACAGUAACAGAUUUGAACUACUAUACCAACUACACUGUUAGAAUUGUCACACAUUCGUGUGGGAAAGAUAGUCAUCCUCAGGAAAAAAUAUGUCCCACAAGUAUUGGCGACCCCCCAUCUCCACUUACAGCCCCUGCCAUUGUGGGAACCACUCACAACUCCUUGACAGUUCGGUUCAGUAGUUUUAAUGCAAGCCAUGGACCUUUAGUAGCAUAUGCAGUAAUCGUCACACGAAAAGAUGUAGUCUCUGCAGAGGCCUUGAAAUAUACCUAUGAUGAUUUCAUGAAACGGGGAGCAGAUGCUUACGUUGCAUAUGUCAAAGAUGAGCAAAUGCGUUCCUCUUCCCCCUCCAACAGUGAACAGCAUACUAUUGUAAUAGGAGACGGAUCCGUAACACAUGGUUAUGUCAGUGGGAAGUUAAUCCCACUUAAUUCAUACAGGGUAUAUGUUGCUGGUUUUACUCGCAUUGACUAUUUGAAUGACACCAUUGACGAAAAGGAGAGUUAUGUCUCGUUUUCAAAAAUUUCAAAGGCUGUUGUCUUACCUCAAGAUCCAGAUGUCAUCACAGGAGCUGUUGUGGGAUGCAUUCUGGCUGCUGCUGUUAUUGCUGCAGGGAUUGGUUUUUUCAUCUUCUGGAAAAAGAGAAGGAAAGGUGGAAAAAACAACCAGGUGCCAUUUACCCAAUUAGAACCGAGAAAAUCGAAGUUAUUUAAAGUGGAAGACUUUGAGUCUCAUUUUAAGAAACAGAAAGCUGACUCAAACUGUGGAUUUGCAGAAGAGUAUGAGGAGCUCAGGCCUGUUGGUACAAAUCAGCCCAGAUUUGCAGCUGAACUACAAGAGAACAAAGCAAAAAAUAGAUAUAACAAUGUCCUGCCAUAUGAUAUUUCUCGUGUCAGACUUCAGAUCCAUGAACAUCCAACCAAUGAUUACAUUAAUGCAAACUAUAUGCCGGGUUACAACUCCAAGAAAGAGUUCAUCGCUGCACAAGGCCCUUUGCCCAAUACGGUGCAAGACUUCUGGCGCAUGAUCUGGGAGAAGAAAAUUUAUACCGUUGUUAUGCUGACUAAAUGUAUUGAACAAGGCAGGACAAAAUGUGAGGAAUAUUGGCCAAAUAAACAAUCCAAAAGCUAUGGAGACAUAACAGUAGCCAUGACUUCAGAAAUUCCCCUUCCAGAGUGGACAAUACGAGAUUUCUCCAUGGAAAAGAGUGAUUCAUCUGAAAGUCACCCCGUGCGACAGUUCCACUUCACAGCCUGGCCAGAUCACGGUGUCCCGGAAACAACCAACCUCCUCAUUAACUUCAGGCACUUAGUACAGGAAUACAUGAAGCAGAACCCUCCAAGUUCUCCUACCUUAGUGCACUGCAGUGCUGGUGUCGGAAGGACGGGGACAUUCAUUGCAAUUGACCAUUUGAUCCAUCAAAUGGAGAUGGAGAACACUGUUGAUGUGUACGGUGCUGUAUAUGAGCUUCGAAUGCAUCGGUCUUUAAUGGUGCAAACAGAGGACCAGUAUGUCUUCCUAAACCAGUGUGUUUUGGACAUUAUCAAAUCCCAGAAAGAUAAGAAAACAGACCUUAUCUAUCAAAACACAAAUGCCAUGGCAAUCUAUGAGAACUUCACACCGUUGCCACAUAUUGGGAAGGCAAAUGGCUACCAUGCAUAACUGCAAGGGAAUGACAAGCCUCCUACUUCUGCCUUUUACAUAAGUGAGGAAAUAUGCACUGUUUUUGUAUGUAUUUCUAUACAGAGACUUUUUCCACUUUUUAAAAAAGAAUAACUGAAGAUGUACACAUUUUUUAAAAUGCCAAUGGGAACUGUAGUUUCUACAAUAGUGUUAAAGGGAAAAUACACUGUAUUUUACAGAUGGAUUUGAAGAAGGUGAAGAAGCAUCACAUGAUUGGUGUAUUAUCACUGAAUAAAUGACGGGAUGGGAUCCCUUUUUGAACUUCAGAAAUAAUAAAUGACACAGAUACUUAAAAUCAGGUUUGAGGGUCACUGUUCCAGAGAUGUUUGUAUGUACAUUGGCUUUUCGCCAAUAGAAACCUACGUUAUCAGUGACUACUCAAGUUCUUUUUGUUUUAUUUAAAACGGGAACACAAAAAAUUAGCAAAUAGGAUAUUUUAUUAUGUACUUGUGCCUUUUUCUAGCUGUUUUGCUAUAGACAAAAUGAUCAGAGUCCUAUAUUUUUGUAUUGAAAUUCUCGGUUGAAAUAUAACAUUUAAAUAAUAUCAAUAUCAAUUCUCAUUUGGAAUAGCUUUGUUGAUUCUUCCUUCAUGGAGGUGGCAACCCUUUCUUUGUAUUUUACUGCAGUCUGCAGAGACUUUUCCCUAGAGGUAAUUCACUUGAUUGUGUGAGGACUGGAGCAAUCGUGUGACACCUUGGCUGUAUAAAACUGUAUUAAACUGUGGAAUGGAGCCUUCUUAUAUGGUUUAGCUGAAACUUGUUUAGCUUUGUAUUCAUCCAUCGAGAUUAGUACUUCCCACUUCUAAAAUCUGUUAAUAUCAGUUGUAAGUAUAUUCACGCACUUUCAGUGCUCUUCAGAACCCAUUUGUGCCUUUGUGCCCGAAACUUCCUUUUCCUUCACCUCACUGUCCAUAGCCCCAUUUUCACUCACUGCCAAUGAAUCUGGUGAGCUGAAGAUGUCAUUGUCUGAUGUCACGAUUCUGCUUCUGACAUGCCUGUAAACAUGUGACUCCCUAAACCAAUCUAAACAUGAGUGAGAAGAAAGGUGGCUGAGGUCAGUGAGGGCAAAGUGAAGGAAAAUGGGGAAGAAAUGAAGUGGCAACUGCCAGUGGAACAAAAGGACAUCAAGCAUGUAAAAAAAUAAAUAGCAAAUCUUCAAUAUGAGUAUUCCCCCCCAAUUAGUUUUGUGGGAUAUGCUAAUUUCAAAGCAAAUAUUGAACAUAGGAGAUGUUUUGCCUAGCUUUCAAUCAUGUAAAUACAAAGCCCAUCAAUGUGUUGUGGAAGCAGAAUUGUUAAAGUACACACUGGCUACAUAAACACUUGACAGGGCGGACUGAGCUGCGUGAAGAGGCAGUUGUGUGUCAGGUCCACUAAAUCCAGCAUUACCACACAGGCCCUCAGGUUUCACAGCAGUUUCAGGAGAGUAGUGGUGCUGCCUUCAACAUGUGUAGAUAGGAGGGAGGCAGCUGCUUCUCCGUGUAGUUACAACCCAUCUUACUGGGAACUCAUUGAGUGCCCACUGUCUAGUUAGCAGUUAAUCCAAAUGUUGCGGUUAUCACUUGAUAGCUUAUCUCCUCAGUUGGUCUUAAGGGAUGGCCUUUAGUGGUGUCAUUCACGGAAGAGGAGGGCUAUGUCUCAAUCUGAGCUUUAACUUCUUUUCUUUGUGUGUUGGUGUUGUAGUUUGUGUCUCUGUCGGUGGGAAGGGGAGGGGGGAAUGAAGGACCCACCCUAUCCAGGUUGAAAUUUUUAUGUUCUCGUAUGUAAUAAGGAUUUAUUUAAAAGUGCAAUAUUUGAUUUACUGAAUGAACGCUUGCCUCUAUUUCCAUAGAGUUUUACUCAGGUUCAGUAUCUCUUCUUAGUUGUUCUGUGGUUUAAUGUUCUUAAAUGUGUCGUUUAUGGAAGACUGAAGAACUCCUAUGGCAGAGUGAUCCCAGGAAGGUCCAUUGACUUUGCUCUGUUUCUCUAAAAAGUAAAUGUUCUAAAGAUCUACUGAUUCUUUCAGCUGCAGAAUAUGUUUUAGCCAGUUAAAACUGAGGUAUAUAUUUUUAAUGUUGUUGUAUCAAAGAUAUAUAAUUGCUCUACCUUUUGGUUUAUUUGUUUGUUUGUAUUAUGCUGCUGUAGUUGUAACGGAUACGAUUAAUGAAAAUUGAAGGGUUCUCCAUUAAAUUAAUUGUGUUGGUACACUGAUGGUGAAAUUAUGAAGGUAUUCUUAAUGAAGGACUUGUGGCGUGGGAAGUGGGAGGGGUUGUGGUUCUUUAUUCUUUUAGUCAAUGCGCUGGCAGCAUUAGGAACUCUCUUGAGUGUGUUAUAGAGCUAUCUGUAAAGUAUUGGAGCGUUGUGGGCUCCACUCCUCAACUUUCUUUGGUGCAAAAACCCUUUGAAUUGCAUUGAGCUUGUGCAGAGCAGGCAAUAUGCUUGAGGGAAUUAGGGUGCUGAAGGGUAUACGGUAAGCCACACUCCAUGGCUCUGGAGUAUUUAAAAUUCUGCCAGUGGGGCAAAAUCUUUUGGAAACCAAUAGCUCAAAAAUAGGGAAAUGGUUGCUAAUACAGUUCUUCUCCUACCAAAUUCUAUGACUGGUGGCUUUUUAUAUCUAUGCCUUAGGUAGAAUGUCAUUUGGAUGUUGGUGGUUGGACCAAAUAUAUACAUAUUUUAAAUGGUUGAAAGAGGGGCCCCACUAAAAUAUAGAUUAAUCUGUUUCAUACGUGCCACAUUCCAAUGCAGGGGUCUUCUACAUAGUAGAAAUGAAAUCCUGCUUGAUUUUGGGGGAGAGCCAAUAAACCCUUGUUGUUGUCUCUGUAGAUCAUUAUCCAGGAAGAGGUUUUGCACAAGAUUUGUCUAAUGUAAUAAGCAACGAUCCUAAUCAUGCCAUAAUUGAUGCUAGCAGUCUUUGUGCAUCUUGACAUAAAUACAGUUAGCAUGCGAAUAAUUGCACUUGUGAACUCUCCUUACAAAAUGGGGUCUCAGACCAAAACUGGCCUAUUGGGGUUUUUUCUUUUCUCUUUUUACAAAGUGCCUGUCUACCAUAGAUGACUGCUGUGUCUGAAAAGUUACCAGAAUGUAUUUCGUUGUUUCCUCUUAAAAUAAAUGGCAUCCUUUCAAGGCAGUGCAAAUAUUCUUAAGAAUGAUGAGGGGAAUCUGGACUUGCCCUUUCCUGUGGACAGAAUGGACUGAGAUCCAGUGCAGACUCCCACUGAAGGAAGUGAGGAGUGUUUUUCUACAAAUAUCUUUCCCUGUGCUUUUCAGUGACAUCUUCCACACCGAUCUGAAAUGUCUCCCAAUCCUGCAGUGUAGUGGGAGAUGGGGACACAGAGGAGCUAUAGAAGGACGAGAACAAUAAAAAGUCAUCUUUCCCCUUUCUUCAGCAGAAUAUCCUACAGGUGAAAUUCUGUUAAUCAGGUGGGAUCCAGCCCUACAUGCCUAAAAUUUGUGCUGGUUGAAAACAUUAGAUCAAUUAAAAGUUGCAGGAUCACAGGCCCAGGGUUCAGAAGUAAUUAAAUUUCGCAUAGGCUCCACUCAUUAUGGAGGUGUAGGACUUGGGCAAAGAAAAUAGGGGGAAGCAUAGGAGCUGCAUGCUCUUUGCCUUGAUCAAAGGUGGUGUUACCCUCCAGAUAUCGCUGAAUUACAGCUCCCAUCAGCCCCUGCCAGGGAUCAUAAGCUGCAGUUCAGCAAUGUCUGGAAGGCAGCAGGUUUCCUCACCCCUGGCUUAGAUUCUUUCCCUUACUUCCUUUCAGUUAAUCCCUUGCAGCUCAUUCACCCUACCUCAUGAAGAUGUUGAUGGAUGCUACUAAAAUAAUGUAGCUCCUGAUAGGUAUCUUCGUCAGGGGACAACUGUGCCCAGUGAUAAGUUUAUAGCAGGCAUAGGCAAACUCGGCCCUCCAGAUGUUUUGGGACUACAACUCCCAUCAUCCCUGGCCACUGGUCCUGUUAGCUAGGGAUGAUGGAAGUUGUAGUCACAAAACAUCUGGAGGGCCCAGUUUGCCUAAGACUGCUUCAUAGGGUUUGGCCAGAGUCAGCCUGGCCUUCAUUACUAGCUGCAAUCAAUGGAGCUGUCAGGGCAGGACUUUAGAGCUCAGGGCUCAGCAGAACGAGCAGGGAGGCCCCCAAAAGUAGCAGCGUUGGAUUGUCGCAUUUUCAGCAUAUUACGAUCUAAAGAGGACUAUUAAGUCCAAAGCCUAAAAUUGCCUAACUAUAACUGAGUGCACAUCAUUUUCAUAAGCCAUCUGUGUGUGCGUGAGGGAGAGGGUGCUGUUUUAGUUCAUGCUGUAAAAACGUAGCCCUAAACAUUUGCACUUGAUUACCUGCCUGUAACGGGAACAUAACACAAUGGUCUGUGGAUGUAUUAUGCUAGCCCAUCCUAAGCAUUUGUUUUGCUGACAGGUCUGAUCUUCCUCUUAGUCAGAGCUCAUCUGGGGCAGCAGCAAAGGGCAGCUAACUUGUCAAUUAUUUGGCUUAUUAUUUUUACCACUGUUGGGUUGUUAUUUUUUUGCAGGUGGGGGUUCAGACACCAAAAUGCCUUGGUCUGUCUCCUUUGCUGACUGCAGAGACAGUCCAGCAGGGUACAUAUCAAAACUGGCUUGAAUCGGAAUAGUUUCUCACUGGUCUGCUUGUUAUAUAAUUUCCUUUUGAUCUACGCUUUGAAGUUAUAAAAACACCUCAGAGUGCAAAAUUAUAUUGCUUGGAGUGUUCAAAUCAUCCUUUUUUUAGCCUUAAAACUUGGGAGUAAUAACCUAUGGGUCAGGAUUCAAAGGAAGGAGAGAACAGUUCAUGCAGGCUUGCUUGUUUGCUGUUUUCACCACUGUCAAAAAGAGAGAAGUUGUCAUUAAGUUUAAAAAGCAACUAGUCUCUUGGACAGCGGAACCUGCUGUAAUGCCCACAUCAAGAAAAACCUCCUUCUUUGGAUGCGUGCCAGUCUCCUUGUUUUUUAUUCUGUUUUUAAUUUCCAGGCAAGGCAUGAUUUUGAAAAGAGAGUAUUCUUUGUGCAUCGGCUGUUGCUGUUAUAAUUGUGUGUUCAAAUGAUGUACAAUGUUCAGUGUUUCAUUCAUUGUACAGAUGUUUGCUGCAUACUGUCCUUAAUUUUAAUUGUCUGAUUGUCUUUUCAAUGACAUAAAAAUAACUAAAUAAAACAUUGACACAAUA